Stylonychia lemnae is the source of this 801-nucleotide messenger RNA. The record is from the annotation of a GenBank genome assembly. Lineage: Eukaryota; Ciliophora; Spirotrichea; Sporadotrichida; Oxytrichidae.
AUGAAAAUAAGUGGAAAGGUAUUGCUCAUCAUUAUCUAUAUCCUAGUGAUCAGCUUAGGCACCUAUUAACUUUAAAACAACCCAAGUUUCAUCAAGUUCAUAGAUGAAUAUGUCACUUUACUUAGAGACUAUGGUAUCGUCGGUAUGCUAGCUUAUGCAUUUAUGUCAGCUACAUUCACAGUAUUAGCAAUUCCACUAUAAUUUUUGGAUCUGGUUUUGGGAAUAGUAUACACCGUCUAGGAAGCCACACUAAUUCUUAUAAUUUCUAAAAUGAUGGGAGCAGGCAUGACUUUCUAUGCAGCCAACUAUCUUAUAAGCGAGCAAACUAGACAGAGUUAUAUGACUUCAAAGUAUCUUAAGGGGCUAUAAGAGCUAGUCAGACGUGAGCCUCUGAAGUAUGGGCUCCUUCUUAGAUUCGCAAGCAUUCCCAUAAUAGUUAGAAACUAUGGUCUAGCUCUACUGCCUAUCAACUUCUCCACUUAUAUGACAGUUACUUUCAUUCAAAGUGCUGUCACUUCACCAUUUUAAGCUUUCACUGCUUCACAAUUUUCCUCUUUUAUGGAUUUUGUUAACCAAAAUAAUGUUCCUAUUGAUGAGGACAAUAUGUUUGAUGAGGAUGGAAAUUUUAUACCACAAUAGAAAGCGGGAAAGGUAUCAAGUGGAAGCGUCUUCAUGCUUCUUGGUGGACUAUGCAUUAUGAUAUUUGUUGGCAGUAAAGUCAAGAAAGCUGUAGACAAGAUCAAUAGUGAAAGUGAAUUGAAAGAGCAAUUGUAAGAGCAAACUGAAAAGAAGACAUAAUGA